AUGGAUCUUGGUGGUAACCAGCGUGAGGUUGAUCGUGCCCGUAAUGCCAAGAAGCAGCAGGCAGGUAAAAAGAAGCAGGAAGGAAAUCCUACCAAGCGUCUUGAAGCUCAGGCAGAAAUCAUGAGAGCAAAACAACGUGCUGCUGAUGAAAAAAAGGCAAAUGGCGGUGCCAAAAAGAGUACUCAAUCGUUUUUAGUUGCAAUUAAAUUAAUACUAUUUGCCGUUCUUUGUGAUAAUCCAUCAUUCGUCUCGUAUUCUUUCUGGAAUUAA
Schizosaccharomyces octosporus yFS286 is the source of this 270-nucleotide messenger RNA. RefSeq lists its product as uncharacterized. The transcript is spliced from 4 exons. Lineage: Eukaryota; Fungi; Ascomycota; Schizosaccharomycetes; Schizosaccharomycetales; Schizosaccharomycetaceae. The record is from RefSeq and is a predicted model, not a curated record. The coding region runs from base 1 to 270 and encodes 89 amino acids.